Molecule: messenger RNA, 1795 nt
Organism: Dimorphilus gyrociliatus
Lineage: Eukaryota; Metazoa; Annelida; Polychaeta; Dinophilidae
Source: the annotation of a GenBank genome assembly
AAUGACACCGGAAAGUCCGGUUAAAGAAGAAAAAAGUAAUUUAAACGUCGCACAACAACCGUCGUCGCCAGUUGAUUCGGCCAACAACAACAACCCAAACAACCGUUCCAAGUCAGCUUCAUCUCGAACUCACGCCUGCUCGGAGUGUGGAAAGACCUUUGCGACAUCUAGUGGCCUGAAGCAGCAUCAACACAUCCAUUCCUCGGUCAAACCAUUUCAGUGCGAAGUGUGCCUUAAGGCCUAUACCCAAUUCUCGAACCUCUGCAGGCACAAGAGGAUGCACGCAGACUGUAGACAACAGAUUAAAUGCACCGAUUGUGGUCAAGCUUUUUCCACUGUAACCUCACUAUCUAAGCACAAGCGAUUUUGUGAAGGUGUUACUGGAGCCAAUCGGCCGUCUGUUGUUCCGUCCCAGUCUAAUCAAGCCAGACUACCGUUUCCUCCUCCAUCCGUGGACAGCAAGAUAGGAGGCGUAUCAGCUACAAUCACUCAACAGCAAGCUUUGCAUGCUGCUUACAUGAACUUGUAUGGAGCCCACCGAUCCCCCUUUCCCUUUUAUGCGCCACUAAACGCAACUCCUCCUUAUCCACCUAUUUUUCCAUCUACCCCUUUGCCUACGGCAGCUUUUAAUGGUCUUCAUGCAGCUUCUCUGCUUCAAAGACCCACGACCGGUCUGCUUCAAGAUACCAAUGGUUCUGAUGAUUCAGAUAUGUCGGAAGGAACACGCUCUGAGGACGGAGAGAAUGUCGCCAAAUCUUGUAGUUCGCCAGAGCCGCAAGAGGAAGAGUCACCAGGAAGAGAAGAUCAGCCUUUAGAUUUGUCAACAAAAACCUCCCGUCCAGAUUCAGUUGGAGAAACUAAGAAAGAGAUGAAAGAAGAACGGGAAGAGUCACCUAUAGCUAAAAAGAGUCCAACACCUGAGUUAAGUGUGAGCUCAUCCCUUCAUUGCGCUUAUCCGCCGCAAUUUCCUAAUUCAUUAGUUUUGGACCAUUAUCGGGCAAUGGCUGCCGUUGUCGCACAACAGCAACAAGCAGCCUCUGAGAAGAAAAAUCUCGCUUUUCAAGAUGCAGCCUCAAGAUUCAUGUUUAGUCCAAGAUUUCCACCAGCCUCUUUACCUAACAGUUUUGCCCAUCCUCCCAAGUUCCUCAGCAACCCUGCAUCUCCUCUGCUGAAACUACCGAAACCGGACUAUGGCACAGCUUUUUCUCAUGGAACGCCUGUUACAGCAAACCGCGUAAAAGAACGCUAUGCCUGCAAAUAUUGUGGCAAAGUUUUCCCACGCAGCGCCAAUUUGACCCGCCAUCUUCGCACACAUACUGGUGAACAGCCGUAUAAAUGUAAAUAUUGCGAACGUUCUUUUUCCAUCAGUUCGAACCUGCAGAGGCACGUAAGGAACAUUCACAACAAGGAAAGACCGUUUCGAUGUCCUCUGUGCGAUAAGGCUUUUGGUCAGCAAACAAAUUUGGAUAGGCAUCUAAAAAAGCAUGAUACGGAGGGGCCCAAUGUUUGUGAUAGUCCCCCCACUCAAGUUCCACACUCCACAGCCCAUGCCUUGGACGAGAAAGAUGAUAGUUAUUUCUCAGAAAUAAAAAAUUUUCUUCAACCCAGCAACGAUAAUUCAAGCGAUAACAUUGAUGUUGAGGACGAAUAUCAAGAUGAGGAAUUCGAAGCGAAGAAAUUCAAGUUGGAGAAUAAUAAUUCACCAUCACCCGAAGAUAAGCGUCUCUUUUGCGACAAGGACAAGGUGGUACUUAAGCGUCACCUAACUACCAUCACAGCUCCACUCGCUUGUUAA